GAAGACGAUUCCUUGUUGGCUUCUGUCGCGAGUAGUCGGCACCAGCUAUCGUUUCCUUAUUUGUGGGUUAAAACUACAUACCAAAAGCUAACUUGCUGACAGACCUUUUAUGAGUGUUUUUUUUUAAGGUGUCAUAUUUUCCUGUAAGGGAUUUUGAAAGUUUGUUGAUCUCUAUAAGAAGUUAAACUGGUGGAUUGUCGCGGCGCGCUGAGGCGCUGAGUUCCAGGAUGAACUUCGGUCUGGCGUUCAUUAAUUUGGUUUUGGCUCUGCUGUCCUCGUGGCCGGAGAGCGGUUCUGCGGAGCUGAGCGUGGCCUCCCAGUGGGCCGGGGAUGUCCGAAACCGCACGCAGGUCAGCAGACACAGAACCUGCGUGGAGAACCAGCAGUACCUGCACCAGGGCCUCUGCUGCCUCAAUUGCCAGGCCGGUACCUAUGUGGAGAAAGCCUGCGAGGGAGACCUGGAGCUGGGCAGCUGUCUUGCUUGUCAGCACGGCCAGACCUACACGGAACACUCCAAUGGGAUGAGCCGCUGCCUGCCCUGCAUUCACUGCCGCAACGACCAGAUCAAGACAAAGGACUGCACGGUGACCACAGACACACAGUGCAUGUGCAGGAGCGGCUAUUUCUGUGUUCCCGAGCAAGCCUGCGAGGUCUGCAAGAAAUGUGCCAAGUGCAAAACGGGAGAGGAGGAAGUCGCAAAAUGCACCUCCAUCUCCAACACCGUGUGUCGGAAACGGGACCCAUCUCCCUCCCUCCGCCCCACCGACCCCCCUCCCAGCUCGUCCACCUCCCCAGAGACCAUAGCCGUCCCUGUGGUCUUGGUGCUUUUAUUCCUGGUCAUUGUCCUCUGCGUCGGUGUUUGGUUUCUGAAAAAACGCUUUUGCGUGAGCCCAUGUUCACAGAGUCAGUGUGACUCCAGUGAGAUUGUCAAAAUUCCCAUUGGUGAGAGCGCUCCCACAGCAGAGGAGAGGCAGAACUGCCAGAACGCCGGUCUGGAGGGGAAGGAGGUGCGCUCCGAGUUCAGGCCCCUCCUGCAGGAGACAGGGCAGGCUGGGCUGAGCAAGGCCUCCCCUCCCCUGGAGGAUGAGGACCGGGGCCUGGGAGACAGCCUGCCCAACACCACCAGCUCCUCCCAGACCAGCCUGUCCACCAUGCCCAUCAACACCACCUCCUCGGGCUCCGGAAACUCCCCCAGACCGAGCCCCUCCACCAGGCCCAGACUGACACCUGAAGUCGGGGAUGAUCCUCUGCAGAGCAAGCUGGUGCCCCUCCAAGGAGAGGAAACGUCUCUGAAGGCCAGUUUCGACCUCUUCGACAAGCACCUGGAGGUGCAGAUCCACAACAAGUUCUUCCGGUCCAUCGGGGUGAACGACAACCACAUCCGUAUCGCGGAGAGCGCCCACCCCAGCGACAAGGUCUACGAGCUGCUGAAGAGCUGGAUGCAGAGAGAGGGCCUGAAGGCCGACAUCAACGCCCUGCUCCAGGCCCUGCUCACCCUGGACCAGAGGAGGUCGGCGGAGAGCAUUGCCGUGGAGGCCAUCCAGCGAGGCUUCUACAGGCAUGCUGACGCGCCGCCGACCCGCCCCUCAGGGGGGGCGCUGCAGAAGAGAUGAGCGGCGCGGACGAAACCAAAACAAACACGAAAAAAGACGAACAAAGAACGUUUUAGAGAGGACGGAAACCGGAACAGACUUUGUUUAUGUGGUCUUGCGAGGUGGCGUUGGCAGCUGAAAGAGAAGCGGGCCAAGCGUCGAGUUUGGCCCAGGUGGUCCAGUGCCUUCAGGAAAAUACGAAACACGAAAAAUAUGAAUGCGUGUGAGAUGGAUGUUGGCCCCAUCGUGUUCACUUUGCCAAAGCGGCUUGGUGUUUUAUCCACGAUUGCCAAUUAAUUUUCUUGUAUUUUUUGCUUGUUUUGAAACAUGAAUGCAUGGGUUAUCCAUCUCACCGUUUUACACACAAAUGGUUUUCUUUCAAAAAGCUUAAAGGGUCAUGUGUUUUGCCCUUAAUAACGUAUGGCUUUAAAGCUAAAUACAUAAAGCUGAAGUAAAAAAACAAAAACAAAAAAAAAUUACAUAUGGAGGAGUUGACCCUGAUCUUAAGAUGGCGUCAUCGCCAUAUCUUUGGUAUUCCAAGUGUCAGCUGGGUGCAAGUGAACCUACAUUUCUCCCCGGCCACUGUUCUGUACCAUGAGACAGGGAUAUUACACUGGCAUUAGCUGUGUCACUGAAACUGCAUGCAUCUCCUCGAUGCACAGGCCUGUGGCACAUGUAGGUUCUAGAACUACAGUACAGGUAGCACAUGCUCAUUGGCAUGUGUACUGUUUAACUCGACAGGCAGAGAAAUGCAGUGUUAGCCGUACGCAUUCUGCUGUUGACCUGUAGCUUACAGGAAAACAUGGACCUUAUUAUGAUGGCUUAAAAUGCAGGCUUCUAGGUAAAAACAAGCAAACCUCAUUUUGCCAUAGUUCAACAUGGUCCACUUUGAUAUUUACAUGCUUUUGUGUGUAAAUCUGGUCAAUAAGUCAUGAGGUUGGUGGCUGGACUGAAUGUUUGUAGACAUCCUUCCUAGGUCUUUUCUAUGUUCAGUGUUAUUACUCACCCCACACAUUUAGUAUGGAGUUGUCAGUAGUUAUUUCUUUUACAAAAGACUGUCAAUGGGUUUAGUCAAAUAUAUUUCUCCAGAACAUCCUCAGAACAAUUGGAGCCUUUUUAGUUCCAUUGUUUUAUUUAUUGACGUAUUUAUUUUUACAUGGAUGCUAAUUAUGUGUGAUUAUUUAUAACCAUAACGGCCCUGGAAAAUAUAAGCACAGGUCAAUUUUGUUUUUUGACUAUGCACGUUAGCCACAGGGUGGAAUAGCCGCGAUCAGAUCAACAGGUGUAGCUUAAAACUGCGGUAUUGAGUUCGAGUCCCUUCAUGCCUGACGCGCUGAUGGGAGAGUUCGGUUCAGCGAGGCGGUGGAGCAGUGAUACCAGCACUGUACAGUGACGGUAUCACGAACAAGCAAAGCGGCCAUGAAUAUUCAAGUCGUGUCCCCUGUUGAGUCAAAUCGGGCAUGUGUCAGUGGAUAUGUGUGGCUUGAGGGGGUGGGGGUCGUCCUGUUUGUGCCCCUUUUCGUGCGUCAACCACGACACGUAACCAUAGGUACGCUAUCAUGGUGUUUUCUCAAAGAUGAAGGAAAUAUUUUCUGGAUAUCAAAGGUAUUUUUUUGUACCUUCGGUCCUUUGUGUAAACAUUUCCACCAAGCAAUAUGCUUAUAAAAAAAGUGGAUUUAUUAGAAAAAAGAAGGAUUAAAUGAAGAUAAAAACUAACAGACACGUCAACGUAAGAGGUAGAUCCGUAGCCCUAAACACUAGCAUAUUAUACUAGGCGUAAAAACCAAGUUUAGACCUUUUUUAUGCAGGGAAGAAAGCACACGAUGUAAAGAGGAAAGAAUUCUAUUUUAUAGCAAAAAAUUACAGUGCUGGCACUGCCAUCUAUUGACUGACAAUGAAUAAAAGUCUGCAUCGAUUUCUACGGGCCCUAUUUUGUCUUUAGCUUCUUAACGCUUAACAUGUCCUUUCAAACACAAUUUUUCCGUUGAAACUGUCUGAUGCUUUUUAUAUUAAGUAUGAAUUGGCUUCCGUUAAUUGUCUCAACUUUGCUUGGUUUGGUCACGACAGUUGAUCCAAGAUUGUACUUUCUUUUUUUUUUUAUACUGUAACAUGCAAGUCUCACGUUCUUCUCGUAUUUUCACUCUAGCUUUACUUGUUUGCUUUUAUUUCAUAUGUUAAGACUUAACACUACUUUUACGUCAGUCUUUUUCUCCCUUCGACAAUUGUUUGCUUGUUUAUGGAUUUUAAAUGCAAAUAUGGAAAGGCAUAAGUGUAUUUAGCCCAUUUUAAUUAAAGGUUUUGUACAUAC
Osmerus eperlanus (European smelt) is the source of this 3900-nucleotide messenger RNA. It is a transcript of the gene tnfrsfa, whose product is annotated as tumor necrosis factor receptor superfamily, member a. Gene Ontology annotation, biological process: TRAIL-activated apoptotic signaling pathway; positive regulation of apoptotic process. The transcript is spliced from 10 exons. Bases 228 to 1613 code for a protein of 461 amino acids. Gene Ontology annotation, cellular component: plasma membrane; cell surface. Gene Ontology annotation, molecular function: protein binding. Lineage: Eukaryota; Metazoa; Chordata; Actinopteri; Osmeriformes; Osmeridae. The record is from RefSeq and is a predicted model, not a curated record.